This is a messenger RNA of Lactuca sativa (garden lettuce), 3631 nucleotides long. Its product is annotated as TMV resistance protein N. The record is from RefSeq and is a predicted model, not a curated record. NCBI's taxonomy places the organism in Eukaryota, Viridiplantae, Streptophyta, Magnoliopsida, Asterales, Asteraceae. Gene Ontology annotation, biological process: signal transduction; defense response. Gene Ontology annotation, molecular function: ADP binding.
CUGUAAUUUCUUGGAACUCACAUCUGUUUAUAUAUAGCUCAUAAUUUCAGGUGAUCAAGAGACAUACCUUUUAAACAAAUCAAGAUAUCAAUGGCAUCUUCAUCAUCCUCUUCUCCUUCCGCUCUGGCCCUUUCUUCUCAGUUGUGGCAAUACCAUGUUUUUCUUAGUUUUAGAGGAGAAGAUACUCGUAAGAAUUUUGUGGAUCAUCUCUACACAGCUCUUGAACAACUAGGAAUCUAUAGUUACAAGGACGAUGAAACACUUCCUCGGGGUGAAUCAAUCGGCCCAUCCCUUGAGAAGGCUAUUGAAGAAUCACAAAUUGCUGUAAUCAUAUUCUCUAAAAACUAUGCUGAUUCUGUAUGGUGCUUAGAUGAACUUGUACAUAUCAUGAAAUGUAAGGAUACACGAGGACAAAUCGUUAUGCCCAUAUUCUAUGACGUGGAUCCCUCUCUAGUGUGGAAACAAAAACAAAAAUAUGGAGAAGCCUUGGCUAAGCAUGAGUUGGAGAACAAGGCCAAGGCUGAAUCUUGGAGAAAAGCACUUGUGGAUGCAAGUAACAUUUCUGGAUGGGAACCCCAACACAUUGCCAACGGGCACGAGUCAAAAUGCAUCAAAAAAAUUGUUGACACAAUUUCACAUAGGUUGCAUCCACUAAGUUUAAGUGUGGAUGACAACCUGGUUGGAGUAGAGGCUCGCAUGCAAGAUUUGAUAUCAAUGUUACAAAUAGGGUUUAGUGGUAAGAUCAUGUUUGGAAUAUGGGGGUAUGGGGGUGGUGGUAAGACAACUCUUGCCUGUUCUAUUUAUGAUGAAAUCUCUAGCGAGUUUGAUGGUUGCUGCUUUCUAAAAAAUAUCCGGGAGGAAUCAAGUAAAAGGAAUGGUUUGGAAAGAUUGCAAGAAAAAAUUAUUUGUGGUGUUUUGAAACAAAAACAAGUGGAGGUAGGGAGAGUUGAAGAAGGAAGGCACAUGAUAAAGGAUAGGUUACACCAUAGAAAGGUCUUGAUUGUGCUUGAUGAUGUCAACAACCUUGAACACCUAGAGGAGUUAGCUGGAUCACAUGAUUGGUUCGGUGAAGGAAGCCGGAUAAUAAUCACAACCAGAGAUGAGCAUGUAUUAACUGCACACAAAGUAGAUGUGAUACACAAUAUUAGGUUGUUAAGCGAUGACGAGGCCAUGAAGCUCUUUUGCAAGCAUUCACCACGGGGUGACAGACGUAUGGAAGAUUAUGAGCAACUUUCAAAAGAUGUGGUUUCUUAUGCUGGUGGGCUCCCAUUAGCACUUAGAGUCCUCAAUCGUUUUCUAUGUGACAAAGACAUGGACGAAUGGAGAAGUGCCUUGGCUAGAUUGAAAGAAAUUCCAGAUGCUAAGAUUUUGGAAAAGAUAAAAAUCACCUUUGAUGGACUUACUCUCCUAGAAAGAGAGUUGUUCCUAGACAUUGCAUGUUUCUUCAGAGGGCGAUAUAAAGAUGAAGAGAGCAUGAUGAUACUUGAUGCUUGUGGUUUUCACCCUGUUAUAGGCAUAAAGGUGUUGAUACAAAAAGCUCUCAUAACUGUUUCUUUGGAUGGAAGGUUUGAUAUGCAUGAUUUGAACCUUGACAAGAUUGAAGCUAUAGACUCUCAACGUUUCAGGAGUGAUGAAUUACAACGUAUUCUUCAGGUCGCUGCAAACAUGAACAAACUUCGGUGGAUUGAUUUGGAAGAUAGUGCACGAUUGGUUGCUACUGCACUUCCAUUGAUUAUGCCAGAAAAGUUUCCACCAAAGGAGCUUUUUUGUCUAACAUUGCACAGGCUCAAUGUAAAGCAACUUUGGGAGGGUUACAAGGUGCUAGUUUGUUUGGUUUCAAUAUUUAUUUAUUCAAAUAUUGAUUCAUAAUUUAGUCCUAUCCGGUUGAAAAGUGGAAUGAAGGCUGUGUUCUAUAUAUAGUUUUUUAAACUUAAAACAUUUAUGUUUUAUGUUUACAGUCUUUAAGUAAAAAUAAACUGGUUCGAACACAUUAUUUGUUCCAGAAAUCCGAAAGAAAAUCAAAGGGGUGUUUUUGUACUCAAAAUGCAUCGUUUUGAGUGGUUAUUGAUGAAUAUAUUGGCAAACCUUUAACUUGUGUUCAUUUGUGACGGUAUCUACCAAAUUUGAGGUUGAUCAGUCUUCAUCACUUGAGGAAACUAAUCAACACACCUGAUUUCUACGGCCUUCCGAACCUUGAAAGAUUCAUGAUUGGUGAUUUUCCGCUUUUAGAAGAGAUUCAUCCAUCAUUUGGACGUUUGGAAAAGCUUGUCUGUGUACAGAUACAAGGUUGUGAAAGUCUUAAGAAGGUUCCACCCAUUACCCGGUCGAAGAAACUCAAGACUCUUUCACUCUCAGGGUGUAGUGCAUUUAAUAAUCUUUCAAAGAUCCAACAAAGUAUAGAGAAUUAUCUACCUCACAACAUGAACCACAUUGGGGAAUGGUUUUUUAGUGGAUGCUUAAGAAAGCUGGAUCUCAGGUGGUGCAAUUUGGUAGAUGGAGACAUCAGAUCUGGUGCUGUUUGGGAGUUACCCAACUUGCAUGUACUCCAUCUAACUGGAAAUAAAUUUUCACGUUUAAAUUUUGGUCUCUUGCGACUUCCUCGGCUCAAAUGUCUCAACGUGUCAUACUGCUAUGACCUUGUAGAAUUGUCGGAACUGCCAUCAAGUAUAGCUGUUGUGAUAGCGGAUGAUUGUAAGUCACUUGAAAGCUUCGGAGACAUUUCGAACUGUAAAUGGUUGUGGAAAGUCUCACUUGGGGGGCCCAACAAACUUGGUCCACAUGGUUGUGACAUAUUACUAGACUCCAUGCUCGAGGGAAACGCUGAAAAUUACUUUAUCAGUAUCAGAAUUUCAGGCAUUGACAUUUGGAGGGGGUUACCUGUACCUUGGUUUGACUGGGUGGAUAAUUGUAAUAUGUGGCUUCCACAUGAUUGGUAUGUUCGCUUUUCUGGGAUUUUGAUGUUUGUCAGAGCUGAGGACCUUUUUCUGGACAUUAAAAUAAGUAUGAAGCAGGGCAUAGACGAAGAUUUUCAAUCUCAUCUUUGGAAUAAGUCCAAUGAUAGUCUCAAGAAUCAUAAUCCUGACACAUAUGUAGGAUAUGUUUCGUUUAGUUCAUUGAGACACACCGGAUGCUUAAAUUCAACAUACAAUGUCAUUUCCUUCUCCUACGAUGAGCAUUUGUAUGUGGAUGGGCGUUGGUUUGGAGCUGUACUCCUUCCUAAAGGUGAUCGGAUGCAAACAACAAAAUUCAUAACAGAUUCCUCAGAAUUUGGGAAUGAAGAGGAAGUUUAUGAAAGAAAGACAUUUUACAUUCAACAUGAUUCGAACUCCUGUAUUAAGAUUCUAUGGAAUCCAUUUAGCCAUUUCUAAACCCAUUUUAACAGGUCACUUUGACUAUUCGCCAGUUCCUAGUUCCCACUCUCAGCUUUUUCAUUUGCAUUAUUACCUUUAAAUGUGUGAAUUUGUUGCUGUUAACCCAAGUCUACACUGAGAAAUAUAUUCAGCUGUCACUUUAGUCUCAGUUUCUUAACAGUUUGUUUAUUGAUCAUGGCUGUUGUUUUUGGUAAAAAGAAUUACUAGUACAAAUUAACUGACUAGAUGGAAAAUGGUAUGGUUGUUUUUUUUCUUUCUCA